GCUGCGCAUCUGGAUGUUUUAAACAUACAAAGGAAUUGCUAGAGCAAGCAAAAGAGAAAACGGUGCAGGGAGUUAAGAUGUGCAGAUAAGCAACUGGUGAAGCUCAAGUAACUGACAGCCGGGCAGGAAAACCUCUCUCCAAGGAGCGCAACUCUAGGCAGAAUGAAGACUCACGUUGCCUUUGGCUUCAUUUUUGAAGUACUAUUAAUCCACGUCUAUCUUUUUAGCAAAACUUUAGCUGCACCGUCACCAAUCAUUAAGUUUCCUGGAGACAGCACUCCAAAAACAGACAAAGAACUAGCAGUGCAAUACCUGAACAAAUACUAUGGGUGCCCAAAAGACAAUUGCAAUUUAUUUGUACUGAAAGAUACUUUGAAGAAAAUGCAGAAAUUUUUUGGGCUGCCUGAAACAGGAGAUUUGGAUCAAAAUACCAUUGAGACAAUGAAGAAACCACGCUGUGGUAAUCCAGAUGUGGCCAACUACAACUUCUUUCCAAGAAAGCCAAAAUGGGAAAAAAAUCAUAUAACAUACAGGAUUAUAGGCUAUACACCAGAUUUGGAUCCCGAGACAGUGGAUGAUGCUUUUGCCCGAGCGUUCCAAGUCUGGAGUGACGUCACACCGCUGAGAUUUAACCGAAUAAACGAUGGAGAAGCAGACAUUAUGAUUAAUUUUGGCAGAUGGGAGCACGGCGACGGCUACCCCUUUGAUGGCAAAGACGGUCUCCUGGCUCACGCUUUUGCACCGGGGCCGGGAAUUGGAGGAGACUCCCACUUUGACGAUGAUGAACUGUGGACCCUCGGCGAGGGCCAAGUGGUUAGGGUGAAGUACGGAAACGCGGAUGGCGAAUACUGCAAAUUCCCCUUCUGGUUCAAUGGCAAGGAAUACAACAGCUGCACUGAUGCGGGCCGCAGCGAUGGCUUCCUCUGGUGUUCGACGACCAAAGACUUCGAUGCAGACGGCAAAUACGGCUUUUGUCCCCAUGAGUCCCUGUUCACCAUGGGCGGCAAUGGCGACGGGCAGCCCUGCAAGUUCCCCUUCAAGUUCCAAGGCCAGUCCUACGAGCAGUGCACGACCGAAGGGCGCACAGACGGCUACCGAUGGUGCGGCACCACCGAGGACUACGAUCGAGACAAGAAAUAUGGCUUCUGCCCAGAGACUGCAAUGUCCACAGUCGGUGGAAACUCCGAGGGGGCCCCUUGCGUAUUCCCCUUCAUCUUCCUGGGCAAUAAGUACGAGUCGUGCACGAGCGCGGGCCGUAACGACGGCAAGCUCUGGUGUGCGUCCACCAGCAGCUACGAUGAUGACCGCAAGUGGGGCUUCUGUCCUGACCAAGGAUACAGCCUCUUCCUGGUUGCUGCUCAUGAAUUUGGCCACGCCAUGGGGCUGGAGCACUCCGAGGACCCAGGAGCUCUCAUGGCCCCCAUCUACACCUACACCAAGAACUUCCGACUCUCCCAGGAUGACAUUAAGGGGAUCCAGGAGCUAUAUGAAGUAUCGACUGACGUUGAACCCGGGCCAGGGCCAGGGCCAGGCCCAGGCCCUCGUCCAACCCUUGGACCUGUCACUCCAGAGCUCUGCAAGCACGACAUUGUUUUUGACGGCGUCGCGCAGAUUAGAGGAGAGAUCUUCUUCUUCAAAGACAGGUUCAUGUGGAGGACCGUGAACCCCCGCGGAAAACCCACCGGGCCGCUGCUGGUUGCCACCUUCUGGCCCGACCUGCCUGAGAAGAUUGAUGCCGUGUACGAGGCCCCGCAGGACGAGAAAGCGAUAUUUUUUUCAGGGAACGAGUACUGGGUCUACUCCGCGAGCAACCUGGAGCGGGGCUACCCCAAGAAGCUCAGCAGCCUGGGCCUCCCCGCCGACGUGCAGCGCGUCGACGCCGCCUUCAACUGGGGCAGGAACAAGAGGACAUAUGGAUACAGGGAUUCAUAAUGUUGGGAUACACUUCUCUUCAGGUACAAUGAAGAAAAGAAGAAAAUGGAGCUGGCGUCCCCCAAAUUCAUUGCCGACUCUUGGAACGGGGUUCCUGAUAGCCUCGACGCCGUCCUGGGCCUCACCGACAGCGGAUACACCUACUUUUUCAAAGAUCAGUACUAUCUACAGAUGGAAGACAAGAGUUUGAAGAUUGUUAAAAUUGGCAAGAUAAGCACUGACUGGUUGGGUUGCUGAAUUGUAUGAGCUAUAAUAACCAAAUAUUUACUUUUUUGUUGUUAUAUGCCUUAUCUGUAAUUAGAAAUAGAUCCAAAUGCUAAUUACUGGACCAGUCUGGUACUGGCACCAAAACAUGAAGUACCAGUACUGCACCCAUCAGCUAAUUUAAGAGCAUUUGCCUCCUCAGUAUACAAAAGAUGUUUACAU
This is a messenger RNA of Tinamus guttatus (white-throated tinamou), 2358 nucleotides long. The record is from RefSeq and is a predicted model, not a curated record. NCBI's taxonomy places the organism in Eukaryota, Metazoa, Chordata, Aves, Tinamiformes, Tinamidae.